GCGGGCGGGGCGGCCGGGGAGGAGGGAUCGCGCCGGCUCAGUGCCGCCGCCAUGGCGGGCUUCGUGCGGGAGCUGGAGCGGCGGGGCGGGCCGGCGCUGCGGCUGGAGCAGCGGGUGGCGGGCGGCGUGGGUUGCGUGGUGUGGGACGCCGCGCUGGUGCUCGCCAAGUUCCUGGAGACCGGCGCUUGUCCCCUCGACCGCCGCCACGUCCUCGAACUGGGUGCCGGUACCGGCGCCGUGGGCAUCAUGGCGGCCACGCUGGGGGCAAACGUGACGGUCACCGACCUGGAGGAGCUGCAGGAGUUGUUGGUGGCCAAUAUAGAGAACAACAAACAUCUGGUGACGGGGUCGGUCCGAGCCAAGGUACUGAAAUGGGGUGAAGAUGUAACAGAAUUUCAGCCUCCCCCUGAUUAUAUACUAAUGGCUGAUUGCAUUUACUACGAGGAGUCAUUAGAACCAUUAUUGAAGACACUGAAAGACCUUACUGGCCCUGACACGUGCAUCUUGUGCUGUUACGAGCAGAGGACUAUGGGAAAGAAUCCUGAAAUUGAGAGAAAAUACUUCGAGCUGCUUCAGACGGACUUUGAGCUGGAAAAAAUUCCCCUGGAUAAGCACGAUGAGGAGUAUCGCAGCGAAGACAUUCAUAUCGUGAAUAUCCACAGGAAACAAACGGAAGAGCACAGGGCACGAGGCAGCUGCCGCGGAGUGCACCGGCGUCUGAAUCUGGCCAUCCACGAGCAAGUCCCCUGCGUCCCCUGGCGCUGCUGUAGAGCGCCCCAGGACUGCGUGGGGCCGGGACCUGCGCCCACGCAUCCCAUGGGGCUGGUGGCUUUGCUUGGGAACUCUGUCCUCCGCAGCUGUAUAAUCAUUUUCCAUGGCGUGUAAUCCUGGACAAAUGGAUUUUUCCUCUUAGAAAAUUACACUUCUUGUCUGUGGCAUUAAGAGCUAGUGUUAGGAAAGGCCUUUUUAUUAUGGCAGACCUGCUCCUGCUCCCACGACUGCAGUGGGUCCUCCGUAAAUGGGCAAAUGGCUCAGUUCAACUGUGUCUCUCGUGCAUUUAGAGGGAGCAGAUGCCCCCGAGCCUGCAGAUGAUUGCUGCCGUUGUGCCAUUUCCUGAGCCUCAGCCGAGGAACUGCUGCAAACAGUGCUGCAACGCCGUAACUCGCCCACUCGGCAACAGGAGAUUACGUACAGGGGCUCCCAUCCCCGGCUGCGCUUGCC
Messenger RNA from Phalacrocorax carbo (great cormorant), 1221 nucleotides. The record is from RefSeq and is a predicted model, not a curated record. Lineage: Eukaryota; Metazoa; Chordata; Aves; Suliformes; Phalacrocoracidae.